Messenger RNA from Planococcus citri (citrus mealybug), 1579 nucleotides. RefSeq lists its product as uncharacterized. Bases 167 to 1354 code for a protein of 395 amino acids. The transcript is spliced from 3 exons. The record is from RefSeq and is a predicted model, not a curated record. Lineage: Eukaryota; Metazoa; Arthropoda; Insecta; Hemiptera; Pseudococcidae.
UUUUACCUACUGCUGAAUUGUGUCACAAAAUACUUCUUCUUUCAGAAAUUUUCAAGCAACAUAAAAAGUAAGUUUUUUUCAAGACGCUUCAAAUUAUCUUUCAUCUUGUUGCACUUGAAAAUGACAGUUUUACUAAUUCUUUUAUACGCGACUCACACCUUAUCGUAUGAACUUCAAUAUCGACGCGAUCAAUUCCAUAUUGACCCGCAAACAUGGUGAUGUAUCUUCGGUUAAAGUACUCGAAUGGCACGUCGAUGAUAUCACAGAAGUAGCUUGCAUUAACUGUACAACUCGAGUAUCUCGGUUAAUAAUUCAUUAUCGGAUACUUGGAGAAAAUAAUUCUGCUCCGAUACAAGAAAUUUGCUUCGUUAAAAUGCCCACUGAAGGAUUUUUGUACGAAUCGGCGAUAUCGAUGGAUCUGUACAAUAAAGAAAUUGUUAUGUACACGACGGUAUUGCCACAAAUGUACAGCAUCGAGAAAAAGUACAUGACACCUAGAUUGUGCUACUUUAACGAUAAAAUGACGCUGGCGCUAAAAGACUUAUCACAGUCUGGUUAUAAAUGUGCCGAUCGUAUACAAAAAUUAGAUAUUGAGCAUUGUAUCUAUGCCCUCCAAUGCCUGGCGAAAUUUCACGCUCUAUCCGUAAAACUCGAAAAAACAACUAGUCUUCCUGAUUCGGUUAAAUUUAAUCCGUACUGUAAUACCGGAGCCGACAAAACUUUAAAUAGUUUACUCGCAAAACAAAUACCUAUAUUUAUUGAUUCACUACCUCGAAAUCUUAAAGAAAUGUAUCCAAAUUUCAUUAGCCAUUUGAACACCUUGUCAGCAGAAAAGAUAAUUAAUGCCCUCAACGAUUCUUCGUCCUCCAAGUUCAAUGUUUUGAUUCACGGUGAUUUUUCCAUCAAUAACAUUAUGUUCAAAUACGACAAAUAUGGAUUGGUCAGAAAAGCUAAACUGAUUGAUUUUCAAUUCACUCGGUGGAGCAGUCCAGCCUCUGAUUUAUUGUAUUUCUUCAUCACCUGUAUGAAGUUUGAAGUAUAUCUGAGAUAUUUUCCUUUACUGAUGAACGUUUACUUUAAUGCCUUGAAUAAAGUUCUCCGCCAACUGGAUUGUCCGAAGUAUGAUAUGCGGAGUGUUUUAAAAGAAAUGGACACGUUGUAUCCUUAUGCUUUGUACGUAUUGUCUGGUAUUUUACCGUGUAUAAUAUGCGAUCCCAAUAUUGCUGCUGAUUCGAAAGGAUUUUUGGAAAAUGUGUACAAGCAAGAUCACUAUCGAGAAAUUUCUGUCAAGUGGUGUGAACAUCUCGCUAAAAAAGGAACUUUACGUAUUGACGAAGAGUACCAUUCAGAUUAGGAUAGAUGUUUGGUAAGAACAUGACAGGAAACAGUUAUAGAUAUGCAGUCGAUGAUUUGUUAUAAAUCAUAGAUCCAGAGAUACCUAGUACAACUGUUGAUGUCAAAAAAAAACAAAAUUAUUGCAAUCUGAAUUCCAAAUAUGAAUUAUAUAGGCCUACUUAAGUACGUUUAAGUGUGUAAUGUCACGUUAUACUUUACAAGAAAUACAAAAUUGCCAAAUGUG